GAAAUUUGAAAGCUGUUGGAGGAUCUUGAAGCCUUAUCUUAGAAGCGUUUUGGAACAAAACCAAUGGUUAACGAAGGAAAUGAUCAUGUGAGAGGCAAUCACGAUGCCCAUGUUAGAUAUCUUAGGUGGUAUUUUGUGCUUAAAUGACUCUUGCAUUAGGAAACUCGUGUAGGAGCUGCUCAACAUGAAAUGAAGUCAUCAGUUAUACAACUACAACCAUCCUUUUUUUGUUGACAUAGACAAGAGGUCCCUUAUUGUCAUUUUGAUGAAUUUCUUGAAAUAACCAAACGCAAAUCCAACAAUUUUAGGAUCAGAUAAGACCAUUGAUCCAAGCCCACUACCAGCAGCAAGUGCAACACUUUUCGGAUCAUAUAAGACCAUUGAUUCGGGCCCACUACUAGUUUCAAAUCCAACAAUUUUCGGAUCAGAUAAGACCACUGAUCUAGACCUCCUACCUGAUCCCAUUUCAACAAAUUUCUAAAUCAGAUAAGACCACUGAUCGAAGCCCAUACGAAGAUCCAAGUCCAACAAUUUUUGGAUCAGAUAAGACCGUUGAUCUACACCCAUUUCGACAUCGAAGUCCAAAAAUAUUCUUGAUUUUUGUGCAAAGUUUACCUUUUUUGUGUAGUGCCACUUUUUUCGUAGGUUUUGUGGUGUUGGAAGCUUGUUUUGUCUAGUUUCUGUUUGAUAAAUGCCUUCUGUAGCUACUCUAUGAAACUAUUAGAACGGUUUUGGACCUGUUUGCGUCCUUGUUUGCAAUGCAGUCUCACUUGUGUUUUUGCUUAAAUUUUGUGUGAAUCAUGUGUUCUUAGCGUGAGAUUUAACUGGUUUUAGGUUGUUGAAAUAGGUAGGUGGCAUCGAGCACGUGCAUCAUUAUCUGGCAUCUUUUUGAAAUGCAUGAAAGGGAGGAGAUGACUGCACGGAGAAAUGAGAGAAUUGUUGGAGGAUCUUGAAGCCUUUUCUUGGAAGCGUUGCGGAACAAAACUAAUGGUUUACAAAGGAAACAAUCAUUUUAGAGGCAAUGACAAUGCCGAUGUUGGACUUCUUAGGCCAAUAACUGAUUUUGAUGAACUCACUUUCCACUAUGUUGAUUGUAUUGCCGUCCAUGUGGACCAUGUCAAACGACAGUCUGGAGGUGCACAGAUGCAACCUAGUUCAACGCUCUCGGUCUUCCAGAAUGGUUCCGUGGGACAUCAACCUCUGUCGCUAAUCAAAGAAGUGAAAUGCACAUCUGAGAAGGCAAGCAGUAGAAGCUACUAUGAACUGACAAUUGAGAUAUGCUUACAAAAGAAAGCAUAUGAAAAGGAAAAAUCGUUACAGAAAACAAGAAACAAAGCAGUUUUGGUGGUUGAGUUCUAAAAUCUUUCUGUGGUGAAACCGGGUGUAUAACCUUUUGUUGGUUUCUAAACUUUCUCCACUUGCUCAUGGUUGUUCAAUUAUCUGGAAAAUUACCAAUGGCCUGAUUAGUUUUAUUUUAAUCUGUUAUUAUUCGUUAUUCAUGAAAACACAGCAUUGUAUAUGGAAAUAUUAGGAAGAGCGUCUACCAUACCAGGGACAUUGUUACCAAAACUGGUUUGGGGAGCACAAGGAGCAAGUUGUUGAUGCUGUUACAUUGAAGACUCUGGACUUUGUGUGUGGUAUUCAGCAUCUGUGUUCCGCUUAAUGCAUAUUUUUUUCGUGAUCACGGGUAUAAUGGUUGGUAUUCAUCUUGUUGGAUCUGCUUUAUCGACGUUGGGCCUGGCAUUGAUCGGUUCUAUUUGAUAUUUCAUUAAGU
This is a messenger RNA of Nymphaea colorata (pocket water lily), 1774 nucleotides long. Its product is annotated as replication protein A 32 kDa subunit A-like. NCBI's taxonomy places the organism in Eukaryota, Viridiplantae, Streptophyta, Magnoliopsida, Nymphaeales, Nymphaeaceae. Gene Ontology annotation, cellular component: DNA replication factor A complex; site of double-strand break; chromosome, telomeric region. Bases 928 to 1359 code for a protein of 143 amino acids. Gene Ontology annotation, biological process: DNA replication; double-strand break repair via homologous recombination; nucleotide-excision repair. The transcript is spliced from 4 exons. The record is from RefSeq and is a predicted model, not a curated record.